This is a messenger RNA of Tachyglossus aculeatus (Australian echidna), 375 nucleotides long. It is a transcript of the gene ATP5F1E, whose product is annotated as ATP synthase F1 subunit epsilon. Gene Ontology annotation, biological process: proton motive force-driven mitochondrial ATP synthesis. The coding region runs from base 65 to 220 and encodes 51 amino acids. The record is from RefSeq and is a predicted model, not a curated record. Gene Ontology annotation, cellular component: mitochondrial inner membrane. NCBI's taxonomy places the organism in Eukaryota, Metazoa, Chordata, Mammalia, Monotremata, Tachyglossidae. The transcript is spliced from 3 exons. Gene Ontology annotation, molecular function: proton-transporting ATP synthase activity, rotational mechanism.
CAGGCCCCGCCCCUGGCGGCCCUCACUGCGGACCGAAGCCUGAGGCGACGACCUCGCUGUCGCCAUGGUGGCCUACUGGAGGCAGGCCGGCAUCAGCUACAUCCGUUAUUCUCAAAUCUGUGCCAAGGCAGUAAGAGACGCAUUGAAGAAUGAAUUUAAAGCAAAUGCCCAAAAAGCAUCUGGUGCCAAUGUAAAAAUAGUAAAAGUGAAAAAGGAGUAACGAGACUUGGCCUGUCUUUCAAAGCUUUCUUUUCAAAGUGAAGAUGUGUUGGGCCUAUGAUGUGGCAGUUUGGAAAUGGUUUUGCUAUGUAUUUGCUAAAGAAAAAAUGCCUGCUGUAUAUAAAUUGAUGUCAAUAAACUGACUCUUCAAAAAAC